AAAAUGGAUGAAGAUUAAGAUGUAUUUACUUGAUUUUGUAAGUCUUAGCAUUUUGUGGAGGACGAUGGAAGUGAUGACGACAAGUUCGAAGAGACAUGGAAGAAACAAUAUGAAGUAAACGAGUUGUUAAAUACUUUGUAAUAGAUACUUCCAAAAAAGUAGGACAAAAGACCUGAAUCCAAGCAUGGAAGACCUGAGAGUUCCAAAUUUACUUAGAAAAAGUAAAGUUUGAACGAUAACACCAUACCGAUUUCUGUUGCCUUACAAAAAUUCAAUUAGUUAGUUACAUUUAACAAUAUUAAAAUUGAACAAUUUUGGAAGUCAGAUUCAGUCAAUGCCUCUCCAGAAGAGUUUGUAACAUUUCUUGGUUAGGCAGGUUUCCAUAUCUCCUAAAUUUAAUUAGGUUUCACUUUCACACAAGAAGAAAUCAAUCAAGUGUUGAGCGAUUUAGAAAAUGAAUUCGGAAAAAUCACUAUUGAAAAUAUCUGUAAAAAGGUUUAAGCUUGGAAUUCCAAUGAAAGUACCUCAUUUUUUAACUUAACUUAGACACUAUGCUUGAAUUCAUUAAAGAGAAAGCCUUGCACAUGGCAUAAGCAAGCAAAAGAAAAUUCUCAGCCCAAAAGAAAAGCAAACCCCAAUCUGCUUCUGCCACAAGAACUGCUCCCAAAGAUUUCAGACCUAUCAGUGGUAUCUCUUACAAGAGUAAACAAUCAGGAUUUACUGAAUUCAAAAUGUAACUCAUAUUACCUAAUAUCAAAGUGGUGAAGAGAGACCAGUCCAAAAUCUCUCCAAGUAUUAUCUUUAGAAAGCCAAAGAGAGAGAAAAAGAAAUGGAUAGGUUACUUCAAUUAACCAUUUCUAAAGGGAAAAACGAAUACGAAUAUGAGAUGCUUAUUAAAAUGGGAGAGGCCAAUGAAUUAUCAUAAUUGCUAGAGAGCAAAAUCACCUAUCGAGCAUACAAAUCAGCAUAAGGGAAUCUCAAGGUUCAUAUGUACGAACUGGAUCGAUUCAAUAAAGACAUGACAUUAGAGGAGUUCUAAAGAGAAUACAAUAUGAUAAAGAAUAAAUAUAAUGAGAGAAGAAAUCUCAAAAUAUGGGAAGUGCUGUCAGAGAAUAAAAAGAGUCAAAAGAGCUUGUAACAUUUUGGCACUUAGAAGGACGAGAUUCAAUAGGAUUCUUAGAAUUAACAUCAAUCAAAGGUUAUUAAUAAAAAGGAAAGACAAUCUGAAUUAAAGAAGGUUCUUUUAGAAACUAUGAUGUUGACAAAUGUAUUGAAGGAGUAGUUGUCUGUGCUCUAAAAGAAAGGUAUAGUGAUUUAAUAACCCUCGAUGUGA
Molecule: messenger RNA, 1333 nt
Organism: Paramecium octaurelia
Lineage: Eukaryota; Ciliophora; Oligohymenophorea; Peniculida; Parameciidae
Source: the annotation of a GenBank genome assembly